AUGUCGCGUAUGGCAUCUGAACAGGAGCUUGUGCCUAAUGCACCCGCGGAAGCUAAUCCCCAGGAAGCCCCAGAGGCAGUUCCGAAGGAGAACUCGACCGAAGAGCCUAAACCUGAUCAGGUGGAAGCUGAAUCAUCACGACAUCGCCCCCCACAGCGGUACCGACGACGACACCUACUGCUGCCCCGUCAACCAAACCUACUGGAAUACAACAAGUAG
Molecule: messenger RNA, 219 nt
Organism: Sphaeroforma arctica JP610
Lineage: Eukaryota; Ichthyosporea; Ichthyophonida
Exons: 1
Coding region: 1-219 (72 amino acids)
Source: RefSeq, a predicted model, not a curated record